AUGGCCGGCGCGUGCCGUAUCGCGCGGUGCGUGCGUCGCGCUCCCGUGCCACACUCGUGUCGCCCCCGUGUCGCCCCUGUGUCGCCUCCCUGCCGCCUCCCUGCCGUCAUCUCACCGGAACUCCGUUAUAAGUGCUAUAAAUGUUUAUUACUCCAAUUUAGGCCAGGAUUGAGAUCGGGGGUGAGGACAGUGGACGUGCAGGCGGUGGAGGGCAUGGUGGCGCAGUUCCCGUGCGACCUCGGUACCGCCGCCAAUGACAAGGUCUACAUGGUGUUCUGGUUCAGGGACGACGCCGGGAUACCACUGUACAGGAUGCAGCCGGCGGCCCCCGACCCCGGCGCCCCCGGCUCCCAGCCCCCGGGACCUGGUAACUCGAUGAGCCCACCUCGCAGCCUCCUAGCCUGA
Molecule: messenger RNA, 405 nt
Organism: Spodoptera littoralis (African cotton leafworm)
Lineage: Eukaryota; Metazoa; Arthropoda; Insecta; Lepidoptera; Noctuidae
Source: the annotation of a GenBank genome assembly